Molecule: messenger RNA, 3423 nt
Organism: Linepithema humile (Argentine ant)
Lineage: Eukaryota; Metazoa; Arthropoda; Insecta; Hymenoptera; Formicidae
Source: RefSeq, a predicted model, not a curated record
AUGAGUGAACUGUUAGCGAAACAGCAAGCAUUGUUUCAUUCAAUCUCCCGGUCACUUGACAACUUUCGAAAGGUCGGGAAAAACAAUUACGCACCCGCAAAAAUACGAUCGCGAGUGUCCGCCCUGAAAGAGACAUGGGCUCAGUGCAUUGAUACGCAUUCAUCGUUGCUGCAAGCCGUGCCAGAAGCAAAGCGAGAGUCGGUCGACUACUUCCGGAGUCAGCUUUUCGACACACACGAAGACGUCUAUCAGGAGACUCUGGACUACAUGGCGGAGCGUCUCGAGGAGAUCGAACCGCCGAUGACUUCCACCUCGGCAAAUCAUCGCGCCAGUGAGUCUUCAUCAGCCUUUUCGCUGUCUCAUCUACCACCCAUCAGCAUUCCACCGUUUUCGGGCAAGUACGACGAAUGGGAAAGUUUUCGCGAUCGUUUUUCGUCGCUCAUUAUCCACAAUAAGGACUUGUCCGCGUUCGCGCGUAUGCACUUCUUAUCCUCGAGCUUGACCGGGCGCGCUCUGGACGCGAUUAAGAACAUUCCAGUAACAGCCGACAAUUUCGAGAUCGCUUGGAAAACUCUGGUGUCGCGCUAUGAGAAUAAACGUCGCUUGGUCGAUAUUCAUGCCGCGUCGCUGUGUAAUCUCCCGAGUGUUUCACGCGAGUCAGCUUCGGAAUUAAACGAACUACGAGAUAAAGCCAAUCAAGCUAUCGCGUCUCUAAAAACACUCAAGCGAUCAUCCGAAGACAUUCUGAACGAUCUCCUCGUGUAUACAGUCUCUCAAAAACUCGAUCCUGCUACGCGAAAAGCGUGGAAGCUCAAAGGGGGGGACGAAACGGCUAUUCCGUCAUACGCAGAUCUCGAUCGCUUCAUCGCCUCUCGCGCUCGCGCUCUCGAGGAAUUGGCGCCUCCAAGCGCUACGAAACAAGCACGGUCGCAAAGGACAACGAGCGCGACGGCGUCCGCAACGUCCGCAAUCUCGUGCCCACUGUGCAAAUCGGCUCAUUUUAUCAACAAGUGUCCGCAGUUUAUUAAGAAAAACCCGAUACAACGUGCGGAAAUCAUAAAAAGCAGCAACCGUUGCAUGAACUGCUUGAGCGCAAAACACGCAGUAAAGUCGUGCCCCAGCAAAUACGCCUGUCGCACGUGUCAGCAAAAGCAUCACUCGAUGCUACACCUUAAUGCAGAUUCUCCGUCAGUCGAAACAGCCAGCCCGCUCGACUCCAAUGCGCAAGCAAAGACCGCUGAGACUGCUGCUGUAUUAAAUAUGACGACCAAAACUCUUUCGCGACCUCACGUGUUGCUGGCAACCGCUAAAGUCCAGGCUCGGACAGCAUCAGGUCGCGCCAUCGUCGUUCGAGCAUUAAUCGACCAAGGCUCGGAAAUAACUUUUAUGACCGAACGACUCGCGCGGAUCCUAAAAGUGCGCCGCGUUCGCGCACCGGUUGCCAUUUCAGGCGUCGGAAGCUUCGACGCUGGCUCUUGUCGUUUCACCGCAAACAUAAUUCUUUCUCCUUGCGACAACUCGAAGCCGGCCCUCGAGAUUUGCGCGUCUAUAAUGAAGUCGCUGACGAGCUACGCCCCGUCGCCUGCGGUCUCUCCCGUCAAUUGGGAUCAUCUCGCGGAUCUUUCUCUCGCGGAUCCGGAUCCUCUCAGCGCAGAUCCAAUUGAUCUGCUCUUAGGCGCCGAUCUUUAUGCUAAUCUAAUUCUCGAGGGCGUGCGAAAGGGCGAAAGCGGCCAACCUGUGGCGCAAAAUACCGUCUUUGGAUGGAUCAUCUCGGGCUCGACGGCGACUCGUGAGGACUCACGUCACGUCACCGUCCAGCAUUGCGCAAACAAUCUAUCACUCGAUAAGCUUCUCCAGAAUUUUUGGGAGAUCGAGGAGCUGCCGCGCCAGACACUACUCAGCCCCGAGGAGCAGCAGUGCGAGGAGCAUUUUGUGUCGACGCACUCGCGCGAUUCGAACGGUCGGUACAUCGUGCGUCUCCCAUUCAAGCGAGGCCCUCCGAUCGAAAUCGGAAGCUCGCAUGGGACCGCCAAACGCUUGUUGCAAGGAUUGCAGCAACGCUUCAAUGAAAAUCCGCAAUUAAAAGCGGAAUACAGUGAUUUUCUUAGCGAGUAUGAGCGAAUGGGACAUAUGCGAACCAUAACGUCUCCCGGGCACGACUCAGCGCAAUGUGUUUACAUUCCGCAUCACCCGGUUAUUCGCGAGAGCAGCGUUACCACGCACUUGCGCGUCGUGUUUAACGCCUCGAGCCGCACUGGGAAUGGAUCGACGCUAAAUGAUCAUUUGCUCGCGGGUCCGAAAUUGCAGACCGACUUAGCGGCGGUAAUUCUACGAUGGAGACAGUUUCGCUACGUUUAUGCCGCCGAUAUCGCAAAAAUGUAUCGCCAAAUACGAGUAGAUCCUCGCGACGUCGACUACCAGCGAAUCUUGUGGUUCCGUGAUAACGACCACAGCGUACAAGCGUAUCAGUUGCUCACGGUGACAUACGGUACGGCUUCGGCGCCCUUUUUAGCACUUCGCGUGCUUCGUCAGCUUGCUCAAGACGAAGGAGAUGCGUUUCCCUUGGCGGUCUCGGUGCUCCAAGAUCAUAUUUACGUCGAUGAUGUCCUCUUCGGGGCGGACGACAUUCCGAUGCUUCGACAAAUCCGCGAACAGCUGUGCACACUGUUAGCCCGAGGUCAGUUCGAAUUGCGAAAGUGGGUCAGCAACUCGUCAAAAUUAUUGAGCGACAUCGCCGUCGAAAAUCACGGGUUAGCUUGCUCUAAAAUUCUACAAAAUAAUGAGCACAUAAAAAUUCUCGGUAUCAGCUGGAAUCCGGCGUCGGACGUCUUCGAAUUUCGCGUGUCACUUCCUCUCUCGAUUCCAAACACAAAACGGGCGAUCUUAUCCACCAUCGCGAAGCUGUUCGAUCCACUCGGUUGGAGCACGCCCGUGACAAUUUCAGCCAAAAUCCUUCUGCAAAAAUUGUGGCAGCUUAAAGUGGACUGGGAUGAAACUAUUCCAUUAACAUUGGUAAGCCAGUGGGAGUCCAUAAAAACGUCGCUGGUCGACCUAAACGGGCAGCGACUCGCUCGCUGGAUACAGCAAGGAUCCGAUACAAUGGAAUGCGAGCUUCACGGCUUCUCUGACGCGUCUACCACUUCUUACGCCGCCGCCGUUUAUCUUAGGCUCACAUCCAUCUCUGGGGAGAUAACUUCCGCGUUGCUUGUCGGAAAAUCAAAAGUCGCGCCGAUCAAAUCAUUAAGUAUUCCUCGGUUGGAGCUAGCCGCGACCGUCCUUCUGUCUCGGUUGAUGGAAUUCAGACCAACGUGGUUGCGUCUUCCGGCAUCUGAAUGGCCCGCACUGGUUGACUCUUCGUCCGAAGCGCCUCUCGAACAGCGACUUUGCGCCGCCGCUCAUGUAGUAAAUCCACCGGAGCCGUGA